UAACUUCAUUUCAGGUGAUAAUUUAUUAGAGCAAUGAGGCCACUGUGUAGCAUACAGUAGUUAUUGUCCAUAUGAAUAUAACUUAUUCUGCCAGAUCCUCUCUAAUGUGCAGCAGGGAAAUCUGUGUCUGGAAAUGGUCCUGCAAGUUCCAGUCACAUCCAACCUUGGACUUCUGGCAAAAAAAAUUACAGUAAGCACUUUGGGACGAAUCCAAUGCCAUCUAAGUUAGGUAAUCACAAUACUCCUGGAUGGCGUGUGCCUUCUGGAGCAAAAAAUAACCUUGUGAUAAGCUUUUCAGAUGAUGACAGUGGAAGUGGUUCCGAAGGAGAUAAAACAGAAAAGACUGCAAAAAAGAAAAGCGAUGGAUAUAAGAAACCACCUAUUUCUUUGCAAUCAAAAUCAGAAAUUUUGCGACGAACUACAAGUAAUCAAGUGAAUCCAAAGAAAUUGGUGCCUAGUCGUACUUCCUUGCCAUCAAUGACUAAAAUCCAUGGAGCCAGUUCUAGGAGUUCAGGACCAUCUACUGCUGAGCAGGGCUCUUCUGUUCGAAGUGUUGAUCCUGCCAAUAAGAUGGUGGCAGGCCGAGAUUGUGGAAAUGACCAACGUAUAAAUGGGAAAAGUGACAACCUAGAGAGCUUACGACAGCAGAUUGCCAUUCGAGAAAAUGAGCUGAAGCUUAAAACUGGCCAACAGAAGGAAACAAUUUCAGGACCAUCUAUGGAUUACAUUGGUGCAAAGCCAAUCAGCAAUGCAGCCAAGAAGGGUAGAUUAGCUUCUUCUAAUACUGUACAGUUGGCUUCUAAUGAACAGGACAAGAAACGUCUAAAACUCAGUGAACCUACUCACCGUAAGUUAAAUUCAGAUGGCCUACUGCCGAUGCAUAUACCUGCAACAAAAUCUUUACCAGAAUUAAAAAUGCCAUCUGUGGAAAACAAUCAUCUUACAGACCACAAUUUGGUAGCUUACAAUCAAUGUAGCAAAGAAACUCGUGUGGCCACAACUGAUCCAGGUAUUGAUGAAGUGCAAGAGAAAGAUGAGCAGGUUCCUGUUUCAUCUGGAAAUCAACUUAGAGUGAAAGAUGGCAUCUCUACCAAUUACAAUCAGUCUGACAAGAGCAGUGAUCUGUUGGAUUCAUUUACCGUGAUCAAUCAAAGCUCAAGUUUGCCUAAGACAGCACCCAGAGAAGAUGAUCAGCCUGCAUUCCAACUGAAGAUGUCUUCCCCAAAGAAACCGCACACUGAAUUGAAGCAUUCUGGUACAUUUGAGGAGAGCCAGUCAUUCACAUUCUUCCAGAACAAAGCGACAUCUAAUCAUAACUUGGUGAGAAGCAGCGAGUACAAUGAGCUUAUAUCCUGUGGUGGAACACUUAAUCCAGCAUCUGAAAAUCCAAGUGAUAAGUGUUACCUCGAUUUUUCUGAAAGCAAGUUGGGGGCUUCUGAUGUGAACUAUAACAGCAUGGAUAUGCAAUCCUUAGUUAAAAUCGAGGAGCUGCUAGACAAAGAAUUGGAAGAUGCCCAAGAGCUUAGGCAUGGAUGUGAGCUUGAAGAAAGAAACGCACUGAAAGCUUAUCGUAAAGCCCAAAGGUCUCUUGCAGAGGCUAAUGCUAGAUGUACUUAUCUUUAUCAGAGAAGAGAAUUGUUUUCAGCCAAAUCACGAGCUCUCAUAAUGGAGGGUUCUAAUUCUUUGUGGACUUCUGGGUGGGAUAAACAGAUGGGGAUUGGGUUGGAUUCCUCACAUAUUGUUCCUGAAGCUAAUGGGGGUUUAUUGCCCACAUUACACCACCAGAUGCAAGCUGAGCUUGACGGUUUGAAUCAGCUUACCCGUGAUUCAACUGUUCGAUGUACGUAUGGUGCAGUCAAUACGUCUUACCAGCAUAUGAGUGGACAAAAUUUAGGAUCUGAACCUUGCAGUGAGCCUGAUGUUAGUACGUCUGAAUUGUUGCAUCAUAAGGACAACGAUACUGCAAAUGGAAUCUGUACUCCAUCAAACCAUCCCAAUAUGUCAGCGGAUGAAGAUGAAGAGACUUUUCCUUCUGACCACGGAGCUGUUCAAGUCACGCUAGAACGUAAUAACAAGGAGGAAGACCCUGAAAGAAGGGAAUCAGACACCAACCAUGGAUCCAAACAAAAAUAUUUCAUGGAUGGCUCUGAUGAUUCUGCCCUUCUUGAAGCUUCAUUAAGGUCUGAGUUGUUUGCGCGACUUGGAAACAGAACUUUGUCGAAGAAGAGUCAUCAGAAUCUCAGUAAAGAAUGUAGUGGUGACAAACGAGCUAAUAUUGACAUUGGAAAUGAGGCUACUACCAUUAUUAGUGUCAGGAACCAAUUAUUCGAGGAGGCAGAGCCAAACCAAGUUUCGGCCACUGGAGGUGCUGAUAGGUCAAAACCAAGUACGUGCGAGCUUUCAUUUCAGAUCCAAGAUCAAUGUCAUGAAGAUGAGUGUUCUUUUGAUCCUGGGCCUGGCAUAACUGCUGAUCCUGACCACCACAGUUCCUCUUUGACAGAACCAUGUACUUCAACUCUGUUUCCAUCUUUGUUACCUCCUUCAGAUAUGAGGAGUGCAUUUGGUCACGUAAUGAUUACAUCCCCUAUAAGAUUUAGAGAACUCCAGUCUGGAGGUCUGGAAGUUUGCAGAUAUGAUAUUGCACAUGAAGCGGACACUGGUGGUAGUGGUAAUGAUAUACUGCUAGAAAUUUUUAGAGCAUGUUCAACUGAGGGCAAUGGAAGAGGUAUGGGAGAAAUGGGUUCUUACACCUGUGAUCUUUCAGUUGAUCCAUUUUGGUCAUUUUGCAUGUUUGAUCUCCGAGGCAAAUGUAAUGAUGAAGAAUGUUGUUGGCAACAUUUCAAAGACGAUUCUCAAAGAAAUAUCAAGCGGCUUGAUAAUCCUGGUAGUGCUGACUGUCAUGUUAGACCAUCAUCACAAAUUGAAAAGUUUACUGGUGCAUGCAAGCUUUCUCAGUUUCCUCACCAUGAUAUCAAGUUAGCUCCAUUGACAUAUUUUGUUGGCUCUGAUCUUCUUAAAGACGAUAUGCUUUCAUAUCAUUCUGUAUUGGCUCGGAGUAUUGGGCAAUGCUGGCAAAAAGGUUUCAGCAUUUCCAUGGCUGUUCCCUUCUCUCUUCAGAAAAACCUACCUGCAGAAGUGCAAUUUUUUCAUCAUAAUGAUGGUUGCAUAGAUGUGCGUCAGAGUUGGAACAGGCAAUAUAUGUAUUUUCAAAGCCAAGAUGAAGCGAGGGGUCAGCUCAACCAAGGAGAUCUUGAGCAGUCACUAGAGAUGGCACUUACACUUUCCAAUCAAGAUGUCAGGAAGUUAGAUGCAAAGAAGAAGGCUCCCUUUGUUCUGUCACGAGCUCUUGAGACUGAUCCAACAUCUGUGGUCCUCUGGAUUGUUUAUCUUCAUAUUUACUAUAGGAAUGAGAAAGAAAUUGGAACAGAUGACAUGUUUUCGCAUGCGAUACACUCUAAUGACGAUUCUUAUGAGCUCUGGCUAAUGUACAUCAACAGUCGGGUACAGCUAAAUGAUCGGUUGCUUGCAUAUGAAAAUGCAUUGUCAGCACUUUGCCGCCAUGCAUCUGCUCCUGAUGGAGAUAAAGCGCUUGCUAGUGCAGGCAUCUUGGAUCUGUUUUUACAGAUGAUGGAUUUCCUACGCAUGUCUGGAAGUAUAGGGAAGGCCAUCUUAAGAAUCUAUGCACUCUUACAUCUGGUGCUGGAUCAUAAAGAUGUCUGCUCCAUGUUGCCCUCAGACAUCCUCACAUGCUUAACAGUGUCUGACAAAUGCAUUUUUUGGAUUUGUUGUGUUUACCUAGUGAUGUACAAAAAACUGCCUGAUGCAGUUGUACGGCAGUUUGAGUGUGAGAAAGAACUCCCAUUUUCUAUAGACUGGCCUUUCAUUCAAUUAACGGCUGAUGAGAAGCAUCGGGCUGCAGAACUGAUGGAAAUGGCAGUAGAAUCAGUUGCUUCUUGUAUCAAUGGUGAUUCGGAUGAAAAGGGAACUGCUCUCAGAUCAGCACACGUGAUAUCUUUGAAUCAUGUUAGAUGUAUCGCAGUACUCGACGGCUUAGAUUGCUGUAAAACUUUGUUGCACAAAUAUGUUAAACAGUACCCGAACUGCUUAGAACUUGUUCUGACCUUCGCUCGAUUUUGUGAGGAUGGUUUUGUGGAUUUGGGUUUUAAAAGGUUUGAAGAGGUCUUGCACGGCUGGCCUAGAGAGAUCCCUGGAGUACAAUGCAUUUGGAACCAGCAUGCCGAAUUUGCUCUGGAGAAUGGAAGAGUUGAUUUUGCAAAACGACUGAUGGUUCAGUGGUCUCAAUCUACUUGGAAAGUUCAAAAUCCUCAGAAUGGAAUAGAUGUCUCAGAGGAUAUCGAUUUACACAUUUCUUUGGAAUCACCUCCAUGUUCAAUUUCCGACGACGCCGUUGCUUUUUCUAACACCAGGGAUAAAUACUUUGGGUUGCUUAAUCUUUCCCUUCAUAGAUUCUUGCAGGAAGACAAGGCUGGGGCUCGUUUGGCAAUGGAUAAAGCAUUGCAGGUAGCUGCUACUGAGGAUUUUAAGCACUGUGUUAGAGAGCAUGCCAUGUUUUUCCUUUUGGAUGAGUCAGAAUCAAUAGGUUCUAGUUCUAUGAGUGUUAUAAUGAGUCUUCUGAACAGAUAUUUGGUUGAUACCCGGUCUUUUCCCUUCACUGAGCUAUUAUCCAGAAAAUUUAUACGAAACAUCAAGAAGCCUAGAGUUCGGCAGCUCAUUAAUAAGAUGUUGCCUCCAAUACCCUUUGACUGUUCUCUUGCAAACUUGGUUCUUGAAGUUUGUUAUGGCACAUCUCUGCUACCAGAAAAAUACAAUAGAAUAUCAGAUUUGGUGGAUCUUGUUGAGGGUAUUAUGGAGAUUCUGCCAGCUAACUACUUUUUAGCUUUAUCAGUUAGUAAGUUGAUUACUACGAAUUCCAACUCUGCUGGUAUUGUGUCCACUGGUGUUUCCUUCUGGGCAAGCUCUGUUUUGGUAAGUUCCAUCUUUCAGGCUGUCCCAGUGGCACCAGAGCAUAUAUGGGUAGAAGGUGCAGGUAUUUUGAUGAAGUUAGUAGAAGUUCAGGAAAUGUGUGAGAGGUUCCAUCAGAGGGCUUUAUCUUUAUAUCCAUUUUCCCUUGAGCUGUGGAAAUCAUAUUUCAACCUUUCUAAGAUGACAGGGAACAUGGCUGCUGCUAUAGCAGCGAAAGAAAGGGGCAUAGAACUGGACUGACGUUUUACUUCCCUUUCAUCUUUUUUUUUUUUUUUUUCUGAAUGAAAUCACAGCCUUUCAGACCAGUAUUUACCCUCAGAAAUUAUGCUGCCUCACUAUGGGGUGGAGACACAAGGACAGUGGAGGCCUCGAUACAAUCUAGGCAUAGUAGUUCAAACAUGCUUAGGUAUGCUCAGGUGAAUCUCGUGUAGAAACAUCAUGGAAGUUAUGGUUGUCGGUUCUCUUAAGAUCAGGGGUUUUAGAUGUUGGCAGUGAUUUGGAGAACCAUCUAUACAAUAUAGGAAGCUGACUGAAGGGGGUUUUGGUUACAUAAGCAGGUAACUACCCUGGAAAUUCAUGACGGGCUUUCGGCUGUAAAGUGGAAGUAUGGAAUCCUAUUUUACUAAUUUUUUUUUUUUUUCCUGAACACUAGAAAGGGAAGGGGUAGAAGUAACAAAACCCUCGUGUGAAUGCCAUACAAUGUAACUAAUGGAUAUAGAAUAGUUGCAGAUAGUUUUGUACUUUUUAUGAGUACAAAAGGAGAACAGAAUGAAUCCAAUAUUUGUUUUCUUACACAAAGCCUGUUUGGCUGUGUGGAUUAUAUAGUUCUGUAAUCAAAUGUGUUUUAUUACUUCUUUCAA
Molecule: messenger RNA, 5843 nt
Organism: Macadamia integrifolia
Lineage: Eukaryota; Viridiplantae; Streptophyta; Magnoliopsida; Proteales; Proteaceae
Exons: 9
Coding region: 214-5223 (1669 amino acids)
Cellular component (GO): nucleus; exosome (RNase complex)
Molecular function (GO): protein binding
Source: RefSeq, a predicted model, not a curated record